AUGUCGACGCUGCAAGAGCGAGUUCAGCCUGCGCUGCAAAUGAGGGACAAUUCCCUAGAGACGACCGCAAUACUUGAAAUACCCAUCUCGCGGCUCUCAGAGGAUGUGAUGCAUAUCCCACGAUCAUGUGGACUUUUAUCCAACUUGGAAAUUAGUUUGACCGAGGACUAUGAUGCCACAGCACUAUUGGAAAUGUUGGCCGAAGGGAAAGUCACGGCGCAUAUACUCCUCUCGGCUUUCAGAAAACGGGCAACAAUUGCACAGCAGUGUGUCAAUUGCCUCACAGAGCUCAUUCCAGAAGCCAUUGAAGAUGCUCGCACUUGUGACGAGAUUUUGGCACGAACCGGUAAACCCAUGGGGCCGCUUCAUGGACUUCCAAUAUCCGUCAAAGAGCAGAUUUCCAUUGCAGGUCGCCGUACCAAUGCCGGAUUUGUGGCGUGGGUGGGCAAUGUCAGCAAGGAAGAUGCCGAUAUUGUUACAUCGCUCAAAAGGCUGGGGGCUGUUGUUUUUGCUAGGACAAAUCAACCCCAAUCACUGAUGCACCUUGAAACAUCCAACAAUAUCUAUGGGGCUACAGUGAAUCCCAGAAACCGGAACCUUACUGCUGGGGGUAGCACUGGCGGAGAGGGAGCCUUAAUGGCCAUGCAUGGAACACCUCUUGGGAUUGGAGGUGAUAUAGGGGGCUCAAUAAGAGUCCCAGCAGCCCUAAAUGGAAUAUAUGGAUUUUACCCAAGCGUUGGGCGGUUGAGUGGCAAGAACGUUGUGGUCCCGUCGCCAGGAUGUGAUUCAAUCGUUGGUACACUAGGACCAUUCACAAGGUCUUUACGUGAUAUCGAGCUAUUCUGCAAAGCGUACUCGGCGGCCAAGCCUUGGAUUGAUGAUGUUUCUCUGAUCCCGGGUGACAUUCUGUCUCCGAGUAUGGGCCGCCAAUUUGAUCAUAACCGGCCCCUUCGCGUUGGGAUCUUGAGUGAUGACGGCGUGGUCUCCCCUAUGCCACCGGUGCGAUAUAUUAUUGACAAGAUUCGUAACUGCCUGGGCCAAAGCGCAUCUGUACAGGUGUUGCCAUUCAAGCCGCUAGAUCAUGAAGGAGCUUGGAAGAUCAUUGCGGCGAACUACUUCGAGGAUGGCGGUGCGGGCAUCCGCGAGAUAUGUCAAGAUGGGAAUGAGCCUCUCUUGCCUCUGACCAACUGGAUCCUCCAGCAGUGUCAGGAUAACAUGUCCGCCGUUGCAGCCACGCAUCAAGGCCGUAAAGCUGCUCGUGAUGCUUUCCGCCAAACAUAUAGCGCCCAUUGGGAGCAGGCCGGAGUCGACGUUGUGUUGGCACCUGUUACUCCCAGCACAGCGCCACCACUUGGUGCAACCCCCUACUGGGGCUACACUGCCAUCUGGAAUUUGCUCCAGUACCCGGCAAUAGCCUUGCCCGCGUCCAAAUUUGUAAGCGAUUGGAGUACAGUUGACCUCUCUGCUGAAAGUUAUACACCGAAAACGGAGCAAGAGAAAACACUAUUUCAGCAAUGGUCAAUGAUACCGACACAGGGCAUGCCAGUUGGUGUACAGAUUGUAGCUAAACGACUACACGAAAAUCUUCUCGUUCAGGCUGCACGUGUUAUUGAGGAGACACUGAGAUAA
Messenger RNA from Penicillium lagena, 1629 nucleotides. RefSeq names its product amidase. The transcript has 3 exons. The record is from RefSeq and is a predicted model, not a curated record. Lineage: Eukaryota; Fungi; Ascomycota; Eurotiomycetes; Eurotiales; Aspergillaceae. The coding region runs from base 1 to 1629 and encodes 542 amino acids.